This is a messenger RNA of Lathyrus sativus (Indian pea), 1674 nucleotides long. NCBI's taxonomy places the organism in Eukaryota, Viridiplantae, Streptophyta, Magnoliopsida, Fabales, Fabaceae. The record is from the annotation of a GenBank genome assembly.
AUGGAGAAUCCCAACGACAUUUUGUUAGAAGGUGAUGUUGUAGAUGGUGCUGUUGACUAUCAUGGACAAGCAGCCAUUAGAUCCAAAUCUGGUUAUUGGAGAUCUGCUUGGUUCAUCCUAGGUGUGGAAGUGGCAGAAACAAUUUCAUUUUAUGGAAUUCAAGGAAACUUGAUAUCAUACCUAACAGGACCGCUCAAACAGAACACUGCAACAGCAGCUAAGAAUGUAAACGUUUGGUUUGGAACAGCUUCUCUUCUUCCUCUCUUAGGUGGUUUCGUCGCUGAUUCUUUCCUCGGACGCUACCGCACAAUCGUUCUUGCUUCUCUCAUCUAUAUAUUGGGACUAGGCUUACUAACAUUAUCAGCAAUACUUCCUUCCCUUACAAAGUGUUCUCCUCAGUCACAAGUAGUCUUAUUGUUCAUCUCACUAUAUCUAGUUGCCAUUGGACAAGGUGGGCACAAACCUUGUGUUCAGGCUUUUGGAGCCGAUCAAUUCAACGAACAACAUCCUAAGGAGCAUAGAGAUAGAAGCUCUUUCUUUAAUUGGUUAUGUUUUACAACGGCUGCUGGUUGCAUAUUAACACUUCCGAUUUUGAACUAUAUACAAGAUAAUUACAGUUGGGUUCUUGGAUUUGGAGUUCCUUUUGUUGUAAUGAUCAUUGCUUUGAUUGUUUUCUUGAUGGGAACAAUGACCUAUAGGUUUAACAUUAAGGAUAAUGACAAGAGUCCUUUCAUUAGAAUCGGACGAGUAUUCUUCGCGGCUAUAAGAAAAUGGAAAUAUGCCUUACCAUACAUAGUUAUUAAAGAAGAAUGUGAUGGAAUGCUUCCCCUUCAAAGAUCCCAACAAUUCAACUUCCUCAACAAGGCAUUGUUAACACCAAAAGGAUCUAAAGAGGAAAAUAACUGUAGCAUUAGCGAGGUUGAAGAAGCAAAGGCAACAUUAAGAUUGAUUCCAAUUUGGGCUACAUCUUUGGUUUAUGGCAUUUUCCACGCACAAAUUUCUACAUUCUUCACCAAGCAAGGGAAAUCUAUGGAUAUAACAGUAUUUCCUGGUUUCGACAUACCUCCGGCUACACUUCAAAUGAUAAGCGGUAUUAGCGUUGUUCUCUUCAGCCUUAUAUAUGACCGCAUAUUUGUGCCAAUAACAAGAUCUAUCACUGGAAAACCUUCAGGCAUCACAAUGCUUCAAAGAAUUGGAACUGGAAUUUUUAUAUCCAUAUGCACAAUGGUAAUUGCAGUGUUUGUUGAGAUUAAAAGACUUAAAACAGCAAAAGAGUAUGGUCUUGUUGAUGAUCCUAAUGCAAUUGUUCCAAUGAGUAUAUGGUGGUUGGUUCCUCAGUACUUUUUGUUUGGAGUUUCAGAGGUUUUUACUAUGGUUGGUCUUCAAGAAUUUUUCUAUGAUCAAGUCCCAAAUGAACUAAGAAGCAUGGGACUUGCACUCUAUUUGAGUAUUGUUGGUAUUGGAAGCUUUCUAAGUGGCUUUCUCAUUUCACUAAUUGAAAAUUUGAGUGGCAAAGAUGGUGAUGAAAGUUGGUUUUGUGACAACAUCAACAAGGCACAUUUUGAUUACUUUUAUUGGCUUCUUGCUGGAUUAAGUGCGGUGGGGUUUACUUUGUUUGUUUACUUUGCAAAAUCUUACACUUAUAUUCACAAAGGUACCAUCACACAUGCAUAA